AUGUCCCACCUUUCCCUUGCUGCAAUGUCCUGGUACCGUUCUCGGGACCACGACCGCAGCGCAAGCGCCGUCAAGAACCACCUUGCGAGCACCCGCGUCAAGAACGCGGCCCUGCCACAGAUAUCUGUGUCAUGGCCGUUGCGCCCCACAUCCUGGCACCCGACCAACAUCCCAGAGACGUUGUCGACUCUGCUACGGGUCGUGCGAGCCUCAACCUCGUCUACCAACCUGACUGCGGUGUCCAUCCUGGACGGUGUCGUGAAGUUAAUGACAGAAAUAAGGAGAUUAACCCUCUGGCUAAUCAGGAGGGUUAUAACCAAGCCGGCAAUGGAUCUACUCAUCAGGUCCUCCACUCCGACGACUUUGCGCCGGUCGUCGAGGGCAGGCUCAACUUCCGGGUACUCCGCAACAAUAGAACGGGCACCCUCACCUUGCCCACCGGGCAAAUCGGCGACAAGUUCCUCAACUACGUACCGAGACCCCAUAAAGAUGGACAAGAACAAGCUCAAGUUUCGCAUGGACCCCAGACCGCCACCCCACCUCGUCGAGGCGCUCCGAAAGACCCCCUACGUCGGCCCUGAUAUCGAGGAGGAUCGGCAGAACAUCAACGAGAAGCUUGACAAAAAGCUUCGUGUCGACGUCGUGCAGUUUGGGGUGCUCUAUCGGGCUACCUACCCUCGCUCAGGGAAGGAGCCCCUUCAAGCCCGUUUUCUCUCUAUUGAGUGGCAGCGCGAGUAUGUGAAAGAUAGUCUUGGUCAAUUAGAGUUCGAGUACGAUCAUAAACUCGUUCGAAUCACGCUCGGAAGCGAGUUGACGGAACAGGAGGGCAAGACUCCAUUUGAGUUUGCUGCCUCCCGUGCAGAUCCGCUGAACGAAGAGACCUCGAUUCCGCUACUUUCGCGGAUUUUUUACCUUGCCUGCAUCAAAAAUGACGAACGACUCGAGAUCGCGAAGUUCCAUCAGCCUGUCUGGUGGACCUACAUCUGGGGAUGGAUGGCUUUCGAUGAGGCUCAGACGUGGAUGCAGUGCGACGCGCCUGACGCCAUCUGGAUGCACUACAAGGUGUAUGGCACGACACCUCCCAAACCAUCUUUGUUCGGUUUCGACAGGGCUCACAAGACUCACGGGAUAGCAAGACGUCUUGUCGCCGUCGCCCGAGACUGGUUCGUUAUCUGGAUGGGGUUCCUGUCGUACCUCAUUGCCCAGUCUCGCGCAAACCCGUUCAAUUGGCCCGAUUGCAAACAGAAGGACUGGGGCCAGAAAGGGGCGCUCCCCAAGUGGUACGUGGUGCUCCGAGAGGAAGGAUUCCAGGAGGACUGGGCUAGUGGCCCCUUGACAUCGGACUUGAAGAAUGGUCAGGAGUAUGCAGGCUAUGAGCAUUCAGACGGCAAGGAUGAUGGCUUUGAUCCUUUUGAAGGCUACGAGCACCUUUAUAUCGGCGAAGACCAGAACGUCUCACCACCUCUCCAGACGGAAUCCCCCCUCUGGUACCUCUCCUGA
Cyclocybe aegerita is the source of this 1500-nucleotide messenger RNA. The record is from the annotation of a GenBank genome assembly. NCBI's taxonomy places the organism in Eukaryota, Fungi, Basidiomycota, Agaricomycetes, Agaricales, Hemipholiotaceae.